Molecule: messenger RNA, 1074 nt
Organism: Vicia faba (fava bean)
Lineage: Eukaryota; Viridiplantae; Streptophyta; Magnoliopsida; Fabales; Fabaceae
Source: the annotation of a GenBank genome assembly
AUGUAUAAUAAGGACGUUUGUUCUCCCUCAUCUCAAAGAGGAUUCGGCAUCGGCCUCAACUCCGCCGGCAACAUGCAGUUGAACGCCGGCGCGUUCGCUUCGUUGUACUCCUCUCUGACUAAUAGUAACUCGUCACUAUCCGGAAACAGCAACAACAGCGGCGGCGUUUCACUUUAUCCGUACUCUGACUCUGAAACUGAGUACGACUCGUUCGUUAUCCAGAAGCAUCAGGAUAUGGUGAAUCGUCACAGUAUGUGUCUCAGUCGCCUCAUGGAAGCUUCCAAUGAGGUUGAAGCUCUGCAGCAAGAGAACGAAGAGCUCCGUGCUUUGAGCAAAGAUUUGCAGAAGAAUCUGAACCUCCUAGUUCAGGCUUCACUGGAGAACAGACUUGGCCGUGGCGGCGGCUCCUCCGUUCAGACUCAAUCGAUUCCGUUAGAUGUAUUGCACUGUGCCCGUGGCUUGAAUCUUGGAGAUGGAAAAGAAAACUGUGCUGGUUACAAUAACAAUAACAUCAAUAAUAAUAAGGAGCUGCUAGAAGAUUCGGAUGAGAGUUCAACGAGUGUAAUAGAUGAUAACGAUGUUGAUGAUGAAGCGGAACGGUUCUCUCUGCCGAAGAGCAUUUCUGUGAGAUCCAAAGGCUACGUGAAGGUGGCUCAGCCUCCAGCGGUCGUAACUAACAAUAAUGCUUGUCGCAGCACCAAAGGCGCUCCCCGCUCUCGUGCGUCUUCCACUCAACCAGAUCAAGCUCAAAAGGUAUAUGUCCGAGGAGGGCAGAAAGAGGAAGAACCUCUUGAGAUGACUGUGUAUAAUCAGGGGAUGUUAAAGACUGAGCUGUGUAAUAAAUGGCAGGAAACUGGUGCAUGCCCUUAUACUGACCACUGCCAAUUCGCUCAUGGUAUUGAGGAGCUUCGCCCGGUGAUUCGCCACCCACGCUACAAAACUGAGGUCUGUAGGAUGGUUUUUGCUGGGGUUGUCUGCCCGUAUGGCCAUAGAUGCCAUUUCCGUCAUGCACUUACUGAGCAAGAGAAAGCUGUAUCACAAUCUAUGCCAAGAUCAAUGAAGAUGGAAAUAUAA